AUGUCGCUCUCCGAGAUUCGAAAUGUCGUGCUUCUCUUCAGUAAUCCGGUCUGGGGUGGUGCCACCACUGUGCCCACCACCAUCAUCAGAAACAUUACCGCGCUCUCCAGUCAGAUAGCAUACGAGGAGCGCAUCGACAGCAACAUCACCACCUUGACAACCACUAACGCCGAUACCCUCAAUGGAGUCAUUCAAGGUCUUUUAUACGUUCCCGACAUUGCUCGAAUGCCGUCCUGUGAUGCCCAGCAGUACGACUUCAUCCCCAGAAAUGUCACCCGCCGCGCCAACCUCCCCCCUACCAACUACAACCUCAUCGCCCUUGCUCCUUGGUUUAGCAUAGACUGCACCGAGGCCUACCUCGCCGCCGCCCGCGCCGACCCUAUCCGCGCCUUCAUCUUCUACAAGCCAAACAACUCCUCCAACAAGCCCCAGGAUGUCCAAUCACCCGUCUGGAACCUCGACGAUGACGGCGCCUGGAGGAAGCAAAACCAGUAUCCCGUCUUUGCCGUCUCGGGACUCGAGGGCCAAAAAAUGAUGACUCAGCUCAGCCUCUAUUCAGGAACCGUCAACCAGAUUCCCCAUGGCCAAGAGAUAUCGCAGCUGUAUGGGCCCAACCCAAAGGACUAUGUUCGAAUAUGGACCGAGUUGAACAUGAAGAAUCCCACCAACAUCCCGGCUCUGUGGAUAUUCUUCCUCAUCGUUAUCGGCGCCUUGCUCGCCAUCAUCGGCGGCAUCUCACUCACCAUGCACCUGAUACAGAGGCGUCGCCGCAUAUCGUUAAAACGUCGUGUUAUAUCUGGCGAGGUUGAUCUCGAGGCCAUGGGUAUCAAGAGGCUCACCGUCCCAACGACCUUUGUCCAGGGGUUUCCGCUUUUCACUUAUAACCAAGACCCAGACGCACUCAGUGGCCCGCCAACUCCCUCUUCUCCAGGUAUGCGUGGUACAUCUCGUUCUGGAAAGCCCUCAAGGAGAACCCACCGACACGACCGAAAUGCUCCUAGUGAUAUCGUAUCUCCCAGUGAGCACAGCGUCCGCAGCACACGAAGCUGCCACAUUUGUCUCGAUCGUUUCGAACAUCGCGUCACCAUCAUCAAAGAACUGCCCUGCGGCCACAUCUUCCAUCCCGACUGUAUAGACGAAUUCCUGCUCGAAAAUAGCUCACUAUGUCCAAUGUGCAAGCAUUGCAUGUUACCCCCCGGGUACUGCCCUCCCAUUACCAACGGAAUGGUCCGCCGUGAACGGGCCCUGCGGAAAUUGCGAGGAAGGAUAGAUUUGGAUUACUCAUCCAUGGAAUCUGGCGAGAACAAACUCAAAGGCUGGGGAAGGAAAAUCUUUAGUUCGGGCAGUCAUGCAACUUCCCCCGACGUUCCGUUGACGCCAGUCAAGAAUAGCAAACAGGGUAGAGAUGCCAAUGUCAAGAAGACGCCGACGUCUUCCGAACAAACCGUUACAGAUACGGAAGCCAUCAGAGAAAUACCAUCGACGACGCCCUCUGGGACAACGAUUAUGGACAUAUCCGAAUCCGAAGACGAUGCCAUCAGAGAGACAACCCCCGCAACAACCCCCGCGGCGCCGCAGAAUCCAGCGCCCACAAUACGGGCCAAACGCAAGCCCCAGCCUCGCCACAGUCCUUCGUCGUUUGCUCGCGAGCGCAUGCGAGAGAUUGCGAGCCAGAACGCGCCAUUUGAUGACCCUGACCUGAAGCGUCCCAAAUGGCGUCGUGUUGUUUCGAGCGUAUUUCCUGGAUUCGUGUAG
Molecule: messenger RNA, 1755 nt
Organism: Trichoderma breve
Lineage: Eukaryota; Fungi; Ascomycota; Sordariomycetes; Hypocreales; Hypocreaceae
Product: ring finger domain-containing protein
Exons: 7
Coding region: 1-1755 (584 amino acids)
Biological process (GO): ubiquitin-dependent protein catabolic process
Cellular component (GO): cytoplasm
Molecular function (GO): ubiquitin protein ligase activity
Source: RefSeq, a predicted model, not a curated record